This is a messenger RNA of Raphanus sativus (radish), 1329 nucleotides long. RefSeq names its product calmodulin-binding protein 60 G-like. Gene Ontology annotation, cellular component: nucleus. NCBI's taxonomy places the organism in Eukaryota, Viridiplantae, Streptophyta, Magnoliopsida, Brassicales, Brassicaceae. The record is from RefSeq and is a predicted model, not a curated record. The transcript has 5 exons. Bases 98 to 1297 code for a protein of 399 amino acids. Gene Ontology annotation, molecular function: sequence-specific DNA binding; DNA-binding transcription factor activity; calmodulin binding. Gene Ontology annotation, biological process: regulation of salicylic acid biosynthetic process.
UCUCUCACACACAAAGAUCCCUUUCUUUUUUAGAAAGACUUCAUAAAAACUUUCAGGUUUUUAAAAUCUGAUCACAUACACACAAAAAAAGUGAUCAAUGAAGAUGCAACACAACCCUUUUCAUGGGGAUAGUGUACCCAAUGGUUUAAAACCUCAUAAAAUAACAUUCAAGAAAGCUGUGAAGAAAGUGAUGAAAGAUCGGUCAACUAAACAAUACAUGGUCGAGAUGGAGAACAUGAUCAGAAAAAUUGUUCGAGAGGAGCUUGAUCGUAUUAUUAUACAACCUCAAUUCUCUUCGUCAUCGUCCACAAUGGAGCGUUCGCGUUCAGAGACGCCAUCCUUGCGUUCACGAUUCAAGCUACGAUUCAUCAACGCACCACCGUCUACGAUAUUCACGUGUGCCAAGAUCGAAGCCAAGGACCAUUCUCCCGUAGCGUUCGAGCUCGUGGAUACAGCCACGAACUCCAGAGUCGUCUCGGGACCGCUCUCGUCUUCUCGGGUCGAAAUCGUGCCGCUGAACGGUGACUUCACGGAGGAAAGCUGGACCGUUGACGUAUUCAAAGGGUAUAUUGAAAAGCAACGCGAAGGAAAACGUCCGUUACUCACCGGAGAUUUAACGGUGACGCUUAAAAACGGCGUCGGAGUGAUCUCCGGAGUUGUUACUUUCUCGGAUAAUUCCAGCUGGACUAGGAGUAAGAGGUUCCGGUUAGGUGCUAGACUAACCGGUGGUGGAGCCGUGGAGGCAAGAAGUGAAGCCUUUAAAGUUAAAGACCAACGUGGAGAAUCGUAUAAAAAACAUCAUCCUCCGUACCCCGGUGACGAGGUUUGGAGACUGGAGAAAAUAGCUCGCGUUUCAGCGAAGCGUUUGGCUGAACGGAAGAUUAUUACCGUUAAGGAUUUUCGUCGUUGGCACACUGUAGAUGCAGAUGCGCUAUACAACCUACUUGGUGGAGAGCACAUACCUGGUGGAGGAAUCUCAAAGAGAACAUAUGAAGCAAUUGUAUCCCAUGCGAUGGAAUGCGUUUUGGACGAAGCAGAGUGUUACAUCUACAACACAACCGCUCUUGGCGUUUCACUUAUUUUCAACUCUGUCUAUGAAGUGAUCAAAGUGUACUUCAGUGAUGGCACGUUUCAAAAUCCAGAUCAGCUACCAGCUUAUCAGCUUGUCGAGUUAAAGCGUGAAGCGUAUCAAAACCUUAGCCAGUUUAGGACCUUUGUGGAGCAUCCACAUAGGUCCUUGCAAUGCACGCAAAAUCCUGGAUUGCAACACAACAAUUUUCAAGGUAUAUAUAUUUAAAACUUUGGUUACGGUCUAAGGUAUUUUGGUAC